AUGUCGAGGUUUGAGUCGACUCAAAACUCGACUUGUCACUCAAGGGGCACUCCGCUCACUGCAUUCACUGCGCUCACUGCAUUCACUGCGCUCACUGCAGCUCACUGCAUUCACUGCGCUCACUGCAUUCACUGCGCUCACUGCAUUCACUGCGCUCACUGCAUUCACUGCGCUCACUGCAUUCACUGCGCUCACUGCAUUCACUGCGCUCACUGCAUUCACUGCGCUCACUGCAUUCACUGCGCUCACUGCAUUCACUGCGCUCACUGCAUUCACUGCGCUCACUGCAUUCACUGCGCUCACUGCAUUCACUGCGCUCACUGCAUUCACUCGCAUACGCUCACUGCAUUCACUGCGCUCACUGCAUUCACUGCGCUCACUGCAUUCACUGCGCUCACUGCAUUCACUGCGCUCACUGCAUUCACUGCGCUCACUGCAUUCACUGCGCUCACUGCAUUCACUGCGCUCACUGCAUUCACUGCGCUCACUGCAUUCACUGCGCUCACUGCAUUCACUGCGCUCACUGCAUUCACUGCGCUCACUGCAUUCACUGCGCUCACUGCAUUCACUGCGCUCACUGCAUUCACUGCGCUCACUGCAUUCACUGCGCUCACUGCAUUCACUGCGCUCACUGCAUUCACUGCGCUCACUGCAUUCACUGCGCUCACUGCAUUCACUGCGCUCACUGCAUUCACUGCGCUCACUGCAUUCACUGCGCUCACUGCAUUCACUGCGCUCACUGCAUUCACUGCGCUCACUGCAUUCACUGCGCUCACUGCAUUCACUGCGCUCACUGCAUUCACUGCGCUCACUGCAUUCACUGCGCUCACUGCAUUCACUGCGCUCACUGCAUUCACUGCGCUCACUGCAUUCACUGCGCUCACUGCAUUCACUGCGCUCACUGCAUUCACUGCGCUCACUGCAUUCACUGCGCUCACUGCAUUCACUGCGCUCACUGCAUUCACUGCGCUCACUGCAUUCACUGCGCUCACUGCAUUCACUGCGCUCACUGCAUUCACUGCGCUCACUGCAUUCACUGCGCUCACUGCAUUCACUGCGCUCACUGCAUUCACUGCGCUCACUGCCUCACUGCAUUCACUGCGCUCACUGCAUUCACUGCGCUCACUGCAUUCACUGCGCUCACUGCAUUCACUGCGCUCACUGCAUUCACUGCGCUCACUGCAUUCACUGCGCUCACUGCAUUCACUGCGCUCACUGCAUUCACUGCGCUCACUGCAUUCACUGCGCUCACUGCAUUCACUGCGCUCACUGCAUUCACUGCGCUCACUGCAUUCACUGCGCUCACUGCAUUCACUGCGCUCACUGCAUUCACUGCGCUCACUGCAUUCACUGCGCUCACUGCAUUCACUGCGCUCACAGCUACUCUUCUCAGGCGCCGCACUCACAGCUGCUCCUGUCUACGUGCAGCGCACUCACAGCUGCUCCUGUCUACGUGCAGCGCACUCACAGCUGCUCCUGUCUACGUGCAGCGCACUCACAGCUGCUCCUGUCUAA
Molecule: messenger RNA, 1515 nt
Organism: Closterium sp. NIES-65
Lineage: Eukaryota; Viridiplantae; Streptophyta; Zygnematophyceae; Desmidiales; Closteriaceae
Source: the annotation of a GenBank genome assembly